Molecule: messenger RNA, 1766 nt
Organism: Microtus ochrogaster (prairie vole)
Lineage: Eukaryota; Metazoa; Chordata; Mammalia; Rodentia; Cricetidae
Gene: Sostdc1
Product: sclerostin domain containing 1
Biological process (GO): negative regulation of BMP signaling pathway; negative regulation of Wnt signaling pathway
Molecular function (GO): BMP binding
Source: RefSeq, a predicted model, not a curated record
ACCUGAAUGAACGCCAAGCCUCUGUGGAUAUAUAAAGAGAACCUUGGGGAGGCAUUCCACAGUCAAUAGUGCAGAGGCAGGGGGAGAGAAUUACCCGGCUCCUCAGCCCAGCAACUCCUCCACGCAUAAUGCUUCCCCCUGCCAUUCAUCUCUAUCUCAUCCCCCUGAUAUGCAUCCUCGUGAAAAACUGUUUGGCUUUUAAAAAUGAUGCCACAGAAAUCCUGUACUCACAUGUGGUUAAACCUGUUCCUGCACACCCCAGCAGCAACAGCACGUUGAAUCAAGCCAGAAAUGGAGGCAGGCAUUUCAGUGGCACUGGACUGGAUCGCAACAGUCGAGUUCAAGUGGGCUGCCGGGAGUUGCGGUCCACCAAAUACAUUUCCGACGGCCAGUGCACCAGCAUCAGCCCUCUGAAGGAGCUAGUGUGCGCGGGCGAGUGCCUACCCCUGCCGGUGCUUCCCAACUGGAUCGGAGGAGGCUACGGAACAAAGUACUGGAGCCGGCGGAGCUCCCAGGAGUGGCGGUGUGUCAACGACAAAACGCGCACCCAGAGAAUCCAGCUGCAGUGCCAGGAUGGCAGCACACGCACCUACAAGAUCACGGUGGUCACGGCUUGCAAGUGCAAGCGGUACACCCGCCAGCACAACGAGUCCAGCCACAACUUCGAGAGCGUGUCGCCAGCCAAACCCGCCCAGCAGCACCACAGAGAGCGGAAGAGAGCCAGCAAAUCCAGCAAGCACAGUCUGAGCUAGAACCGGACUGACGAGAAAGCAUCUGCUACCCAGAUUUCAGGGCUUGGAAGACGCGAGCCUGCCAUUGCUCUCUUCUCACUUGAAAGCGAAGUAGACGCUUUCUGCUUUGAUCAGGCCCAGCAGGCUGUCCUUCUCUGGGACCUUCUCUGGGACUAGUUUUUCCUUUGCAAGUUUCUCAAGAUGUAAUGAGUACAGUUGGCAGCGAAAGCCAGGCAUCCUGUCGGCUGGCUCCGGUCUUAAAAAGCACCUGAUGCUGUUUAAACACCAUCAGCUGGCAGUUUUAAAUGCGCCAUUCCCUAGCCCACCCUUACCCUUCCCAAACCAACCCCCUUCGAACCACAAAAGUUCUUCGAAAAAUGUAUCUUCACAAAACACUUCCAGAAAGGGCUUCUCCCGUAAUUUUCGUGGGAACAGUUUGGCAGCCAGGGGUUAGCGUCCUUUGAAAGCGAGGCAAACCCUGUGACAUUUCACUUCAGAAAUAAGCCCCGUAGUUUUGUAUAGUCUCAGUGUGAAGUCAUACCCUGCAUGCCCACCUCGCUUGGAAUGGAAUGCCAGCAAUGCAUGGCGGCAGCAGCAAUGCAUGGCAGCAGCAGCUAAUAAGGAAAGCUGAUUAUUUAUUUUUCAAUGUUGUUAUUUAAUGAGCUUUCUCAUGUGAUUUUUUUCAAAAUGUUAAUUUUUUUAAUGUUUUGAAGCCUUUUCAUGUACCUAAAUAUAUCCCAAUAUGAUUUGUGGUUGGUCUAGGAAUAUGAAAAUACAUGUUGUAGAUAUGUAAAGUAAGUAUUUUAGUCUCCUUAUAUUUGUUUCAUCAUAAACGUUGCCAGUAGCAUGGCCCUCUGCGAAGCAGAAAUAUGCAACGCUUUGUUAUUUAGUCCACACAACCAGAGGCGGCCUGACCUUUAACGCCAUUGGUUUCUCUUAGCAAAUAUAAACAUGGCUAAAUGUUACUGUCCUUGCCUCUAACAUGUAUGAGAAGGUACAUGCUUGCAAACAUUGUAAAAUAAAGUUGUAAGUUUA